This is a messenger RNA of Thelazia callipaeda (thelaziosis nematode), 3636 nucleotides long. Lineage: Eukaryota; Metazoa; Nematoda; Chromadorea; Rhabditida; Thelaziidae. The record is from the annotation of a GenBank genome assembly.
AUGUACAGAAAUUAUGGUGAAGUCGAGACAUUUGAUUCUCGAGUAGAGCUUAGACGAGCAAAAAAUGUCAUUGAAUCAUAUUUGAACCGACGUACUAAAGCUGCAUGGGACGCUAAAUUAUCACUGGAAUCUCGUCAUUUGGCUAAUUUUACUGAAAAUGACGUGAAUGAUCCAAUGAGUGCUCAUUUCAUACGUUUUAUGUCUGCUAAACAAGAAACUGAUGCUGCUCGUGUGCAUGUGCAUGAUCAUACUGGGAACGUCAUAGAGGUAAGCAGUACACGACGAUUUAAUUUAACUCCAAAUGCUAAUUUCUAUGGUAUUCCAACUAGUUCACUCUCAUCUGCUGUUCACAUUCCUACUCCAGUCUAUGAUAGAAAUCCAGAAGUGCUAAUGAAAAUAGACUGGUCUGAUAUAGAUCAUAUAUAUAGAGCAAAUAAAGAUGAAACGCGUGAUUUAGCUUUUCAAAUGUUUUGUUCAGAAUCUGGUUUCAUGCGGUACUAUCCAGCAGUGUCAUGGGUAUGGGAUAAUCGUGUAGAUAAACUUGAUUUGUUUGAUUGCAGAAGCACAGAAUGGUAUAUAAAUGCAGCAACUUUGUCCAAAAAUGUAAUUAUAAUGCUAGAUAUGUCGGGUUCAAUGCUUGGUCAACGCUUUGAAAUAGCCAAACAAACUGUUGAAGCGAUAUUAGAAACGCUUUCUGAUAAUGAUUUUUUUAAUAUAUUGCCAUUUUCAAAAACAGUUGGAUUUUUGGAUGAGUGUAGUGAAAAAGCUGGACUAUUGCAAGCAACUGUUCGCAACAAAAAGAUGCUGAGAGCAAGAUUGAAUGGCAUGUCGUCAGAAGGAAAAGCUGAGUACGAAAAAGGCUUAAUUAAAGCAUUUGAAACGUUAAUGAAACUUCCUGGAUCAGUCAAUUUUACAACACUUGAAGAAUUGGCUCAACGUCGGGAAUUAGCUGGUGGUACAUUACCUACUGAUGUUCAUUAUAUCGAAGUUCAAGAUCAUAUUCUUGUAAUUCCAAAUCAUCUUUAUCAAGCGAUGCGUAAUUAUACAGGUAAAAAGGCGCAGUUCGGAUGUAACGAUAUAAUUAUGUUAAUUACUGAUGGAGCACCAAAUUAUUUCAAGCAAAUUUUCCAAUUAUAUAAUAGAAAUAAAUCAGUCCGUUUCUUUUCAUUCCUCAUCGGAGAAGAAGCAACAGAUGUAUCUCAAGUAAAAUGGAUGGCUUGCGAAAAUAAAGGCUUUAUGGUGCAUAUUAGUAAUUUGGCUGAUGUUCAGGAAAAAGUUCAGCAUUAUAUCAAAGUAAUGUCUCGACCUGUUGGUAAAUAUGGUAAGAAUUUUGGUGAAAGAGAUGCUAUAUGGAGUGGUGUAUAUAAGGAGCGACUGCUUACAUUGGAUCAAAGACCCGUAAAAAAAACAGAAAAGCUAGUCACUACUGUAAGUUAUCCAGUGAUUCAAAAUGAGCAGUUAAUGGGAGUUGCUGCAAUUAGCGUACCUGUCACCGAAUUAUCACAAUUGGUUCAUUCCGUAAAUGUAAACCUUUUAUUAGGAAGUCGAAGCUAUGCAUUUAUGUUGGAUAAUAAUGGUUAUGUGAUGUUUCAUCCACAAAUGCGUCUUUUAGAUCCUGAAACAAAACAAGUGAAGUUAAACUACAAUAAUAUUGAUAUUUUGGAGCUUGAAGUUCCACAAAAUCAACAAUUGUUGAGCGAUCAUUUAUCAGUGAGGGAUCGUUUACAGUAUGAUACUAGUGAGGAACGUGUUUAUCGUCAGACAAAUACUUAUUAUUCUGAAUGCUUGAAGCAUUCACUUUUUACUAUUGGAAUGGCAGUUGCAAAAGGUGAUGAAAAACGAAUUAAGCCUAGAAAAGAGAUUAAUUAUGGCGAUGUGAAGUUACUAUGGUAUGAUUCUCCAAAUUGGCUCAUGCAUCCAACCUGGUACAGUUUUGCUUUUGGUUCUCAACUUUACUUAUUUACUUUGUUAAAUUUAUCAGACAUGCGAUACUGUCUUCUAAACGACAGUGAUGCAUUUAUAACGCCUGAAGCUGCAUUUCGUACUUAUGCACGACAGAUGAGAAUAGAAGGCCGUUUACCAAAGCUUUGUGAAUAUCGGAAGCCACUUGUAGAUCGAUUUCUGUUUGAUAUGAAAGUAACAAAUGGUUUAACAAAUUUAUGGGAUAUAAAUUGGAACGAAAAUAAAAAAAAACAAAUUACUCUUGUAUGGUUUGCUACUACUUCGGGUAUGAUAAAAUAUUGGGAUGAAUUACCAGAUGGCUUGGCAUAUGCAAAUCCAAAUUGGUCACCAACAGCUACAUCUGCAGCAAUUCCUACACUGAAGUCUUCUACAAUGGGUAGUCAAAGCACAACACAAAAGCGCACAAAAAAAGAUUAUAUUCAUAAUAAUUAUUCAAAAUAUGGGAAUUAUAUGGUAAGAAAAGAAUAUAUUUGCAGAAAUUAUCAACACUUCAUCAAAGAUCUCAAUAGUCGUUCCAGCGAAGAUCAGUACUUCCAACGUAGUGUUCGUAUGCCAAGACGUUUGGUUGUUGAUGUAAAUAAGAAAAGUCAUCUGUGGUACAAAAAAGAGAUGCAAUCAGUGUUUGGAUAUUCAGAAAAUGCAUCACUUCUUUUAACAAUUACCAAAGCAUUAGAUAUAGAGGGUGCAGAUGAACGUCGCUGGUGUUUUUUAUUAGAUGAGCAUGCAUAUAUUGUUUAUAGUAGUUUGAAUACUACAAUAAAUAACGCUGGAACUAGUGAUGGAUAUAUAGAAGAUGAUACUGGAAUUGCACGAAAUUUAAAUUUGCUAGGACGGUGGUUUGGGUCAUUAAAUCGAAUCACAGAAAGAACAAUGACAUUAUUGGUAAAAAAUAAUUUUUACUCCGAAAUAACUUAUGUUGAUUAUCAAGCAGUUUGUAAGCAAAGUGAAAUUGUUAUGUAUACAGCUGGAUCCGCUCAAAGGAUUAGUGCAUUAAUUGAGUCAUUGUUAUGGAUUUGGAGUCGAUUACUUGUACUGCUGCAAAAUUUUACAAUUAUACAGACGUUUACAUCACUAAUGCAUCCUUACGUAGCAGCAUAUACAGCAACCUUUACUGGUGAUACUGACACAUUUUCAUGCGACAAAGCAGCGAAGUAUUAUUUAGCUAAUUGGGGUAUUGAGAAUUGGUCUGGUCAGAAAAUGCCUAAAUCGUCAACAUUAAAUGUGAAUAAUUUGGCAGAACGUCCAUGCAAGCACAAUCCAGCUAAAUGCGCAGUCAAAAUGUAUGCGCAUUGGGUACCAAAUACGAAUCUAUUAUUUGUUAUUAUCGCUCAAAAUAAUCCAACGUUCACUUCAUCUACUUGCUAUGAUGAAACGCAAUGUCCAUUAUCAGUACCAUCUGAAUUCAAAACGACUUUCAGUUCGGUAGAUAAUGCUUCGGAUAAACAACAAGCAAGAAAUUCAGUUAAUAGUAACUCAGAUGAGGCAUUAUCAAAAAAUAUGAAUGACAGAAAAUGUCGACAUGUUCGAGCUAAGCAACGCAAAUCGCCUUCGAAAUGUAUUAACUCAAAUGAGGAUGAAUCGCAGUAUCCUUGUUCCCAAAUGGCUUCUCGUUUAGUAGUGCGUAAAAGUAUUGCGUUAAUUACAGUAAUAUAUAAACUUUUACAUAUGUUAUAG